Messenger RNA from Pichia kudriavzevii, 450 nucleotides. RefSeq lists its product as uncharacterized. Gene Ontology annotation, molecular function: protein tag activity; structural constituent of ribosome; ubiquitin protein ligase binding. NCBI's taxonomy places the organism in Eukaryota, Fungi, Ascomycota, Pichiomycetes, Pichiales, Pichiaceae. Bases 1 to 450 code for a protein of 149 amino acids. Gene Ontology annotation, cellular component: cytoplasm; nucleus; ribosome. Gene Ontology annotation, biological process: protein ubiquitination; translation; modification-dependent protein catabolic process. The transcript has a single exon. The record is from RefSeq and is a predicted model, not a curated record.
AUGCAAAUUUUUGUUAAAACUUUAACUGGUAAGACUAUUACCUUAGAAGUCGAGUCAUCUGACACUAUCGACAAUGUCAAGUCUAAAAUCCAAGACAAGGAAGGUAUUCCACCUGACCAACAAAGACUUAUCUUUGCAGGUAAGCAAUUAGAAGAUGGUAGAACUUUGUCUGACUACAACAUUCAAAAGGAAUCUACUCUUCACUUAGUCUUGAGAUUAAGAGGUGGUGGUAAGAAGAGAAAGAAGAAGGUCUACACCACCCCAAAGAAGAUCAAGCACACUCACAAGUCCGUCAAAUUAGCUGUCUUACACUACUACCAAGUUGAUAGUGAAGGUAAGGUCACUAAGUUAAGAACCGAGUGUCCAAAGUGUGGUCCAGGUAUUUUCAUGGCUAACAUGGAAAACAGACAAUACUGUGGUAAGUGUCACACCACCUUAAAGUUAAAAUAA